AAGAUAAUUAUUGCAUGAUCGGUGGUAGCUAAACUUGUUAGUACAAACGUUCUAUUAAUUCCAUGAUUUGGUGCUUAUGUACGGCAAGCUCACUAAUUACUACCCAAAAUCUUGUAAUGAUAUUCCUGUCUAAUAAACAAAGGAAGGAAUCGGUAGUGCACCAAAUCUUUAGACUGUUUGCUCUGCAAAUGUCCCCAUGAACUUUCAGGUGAAGGUGGGCACGCUCAAUCUCUUAAAGUCAAUGCACCCACUGCUCCCAACUCCACUCGUGUUCUCCGGAUCUGGGUCACUCUCACCUCACCGCUUCCAGUUUCAACUUGCAAGUAGGUAACUUGAUUUGAGCUUGAUCAAUGCUGGGAAAGAACCACCUCACAAUUCAGAACCCAACUAGCAUUAUUCACGUCCUGCCAAAGACUAUCUUCCAGAAAAUUAGCCAGAACAUCAAAGACCAAAAUAUGCCUCAGGACGGUCUAAAAUCAGCUGUGUACAGAUCAUUCAUCACAUGUGAGGACCCUAAAGGAGUUGUGGAUUGUGGGAUGAUAAUGAGGAGAUCCAAGAGUAGUGGUGGUUCACAGAUAAUGGAUAAGCAGAAGAAGGUCGAGAUUCGGAGAAAUUCGAAGAACUCAAGUACCAGAUCAUCUUCAUUGGAGCUGAUCUCUCCAGAGAAGUUCCGAAAUUCAUCAUCUUCUUCUUCUUUUCAGAUAAUGGAAGUUUCUAGAGGAGCUCAGAGGCUGAACCACAUGAUUGAUUCCUGGUCCAAUGAGAAGAACAGAUUUGAUCAUGGCCAGUCUAAGGACAUUGCAAAAGAUCUGCUAAAAGGAGCGCUUGAUUUGCAGGAGAGUCUUGUUAUGCUAGGGAAAUUGCAAGAAGCCUCACAGUACUUGAGUAACUUGAAUAAAAAGCACUUGGGAAAUCCCCAAAGAGCUUACUCGAAUCGCCAUGGAGAUCAAGAUUAUGUGAAGCCAAGGCUUUCUUCUGAUGGCUACAUUUAUAGGAAUAGUAAUGAGGAACUCAAGAAGGUGAUCAGAGACAGUCUUGUGAGACAGAAAUUGUUGGAAGAUACUAGCACUGCUGAAAAGGGUUCUGCUUAUUCUCCUCAGAGAUAUAGGGAGUCAUAUGCAGCAAAUUCUCCUUCCACAAGCUCAAGCCAGUCCACUAUGUAUCAUAAUACUAGCGAGUAUUCCAGCGUUUCAUCACAAAAGGCAAAACGUCCAAGUCUGAUUGCCAAGCUGAUGGGAAUAGAAGAGUACCCUUUAAAUUCUUUGCAGGAGAGUGAGAAGAUCUCAAAUCCUCAGAGACCUUCUUUUGAAAUUGAUAGGCCAAAGGUGAGGAAGCCCCAGACUGCAUCUCAGAGUGUUGAUCCAGAGAAGAGGACCUUAAAGGAAGUUCUUGACACGAUGCGGUUUAAAGGUCUUCUGAGAAACAAUUCUUUUGAAGAGCCUAAGUUUGAUAUUAAUCAUUUCAAUCUUUUGGAAUUGGAGAAAAGAUUCACCAGUGAUAGUCCACCUAUUGUGUUGAUCAAGCCUAUUUCUGCUGAAUCCCCUGAAACGGAAGCCAAGGCACCAAUUGUUCGGGGAGAGGAAGCUUUCUACAACAGAAGGAUGGUCAAGAAACUGAGAUCACAAGGAGAGGUUUCUCCCCGAACAAUGAUUGCUAAAGAGGGAGCUUUGAAAUCUGACAAAGUGAAACAAAAGCUUGAAGUAGAAGAGACGCCAAGUAGAAAGACUAGCAAAGAAGGAGGAGCUAGAAAUCAUAGAGGGGAUGUGGACAAACAUGGAGAAAAAGAAGCCAAGAUGAAAGAAAUGGUUGCAAGACAGUUGAAAGCUUCUCAACCUGUAGUUAAGAAGCCACAGAAGGAGGAGUCAAUUGACAAGAGGGUUGGUAAGAUCCAAAAUGUGGCUGCUGAUAACAGGAAGUCUGCAGCAAAGGAUAUAGUGAAAGCUAAAACUGUGUCAAAGACAAAGUCUCAAGAUCAAGGCAUUGUGACAUCUGCUAAGGCAAGAAAGCCUGAAUCUGGAUCAAACAUCAUAAAGAGUCGAGUUUCUCGACAACCAAGUAAUGUGAUAAGUACAAGUUCAAAAUGUUCAACAGCACAAAAUGCAGAGCGUACUUCCACCGAAAGCAGAAGGAAUCAGUUGAGGAAGGAAAAACCGAUCAAGGAGCCUACAGGAGAAUCAAUUACCAAAAAUGUUGUGAGUGAAGAAAUUAUCAGGAGAACUGUUAUUUAUGAUACAAGUGAGUCUUCACUUAUCAGCUUCAACACUGAUUCUGCAGUUCAUCUCAGUAAAGAAGAGGAAAAGGAAACCUAUGGAUGUCAGAGUGAAGGGCGCUGCAUUAGCUUCCAGAGUUCUCUUUCUGAACCUACAUCACUGAGCUCUAUGCAAGAGACAAAACCUGAAUCUGCAGAAGUUACUGAAGAAGAAGCCUGUCAGAGUGGAAAGAAUGGAAAAACAGUCGGAAGUAGUGAAAACCUCAGAGAAAUUCUUUUGAACAAUGCAUCAUUUUUUAGCCAUGCUGAAGAGUUUCUUGAUCUUGAUGUGAAUGACUCUAUAAUCUUCCAACCACCUGGCGUCUCCAAUUUCUCCAAUUCUGGGGUGUGCAGAACAAGACUAGCUUUAGAUUGUGCAAGUGAGCUAGUCGAGUGCAAAAGCUUUCAACUUUCACAAACAGUUAGUCCUCUGUCACUAACAUUACAAGGAAAGUUAAGAGUUGGCCUAUCGGUGGACAAAUUGGUGGCAGAUGUCUGUAAUGAUAUGGAGAAUCUGAGAAGUUACAGCAAGCUUGCUGGAGAGAACCUUUUGGCAGAUAGUCUGUACUCAAUGUUGGAAAGAGAUGUAAUGUGCAAAGGAGUAGGCAAAGGAACAUGGGAUUUGGCUUGGAGGAAUGGAUUUACUGGCGAUGAAGCUGAGCAAGUAGUGAGUGACAUAGAGAGACUGAUUUUCAAUGCGCUGAUUGAGGAGGUAUUUGCAUAAUCCUACAUAAAUUUACACAGGUUUAAGGUAACCAUAGCACUCUGUUCUUUUUUUUUGUACAUAUAUUUAGCACUAGAGUUACUAGGAACUGAGUACUAGAAACUCUACCCUUGAUUGGCAUCUGGAAGCUAUCAUUGAUUAAAAUAUUUACAUAUGGUUCUUAACAGUAAGAUGACAUGUACUAACCUUAGAGGCAAGAUAACGGGUUCUGCAAAUUGGGGUCAUAAUUCUUGAGUUACUGUAAUUUCAAAAAUUCAAUUGUUGCCAUUUGUAUGUUUUCUUCAGAUUUAGAACUACUUUAGAGAAACAUAAGAUGAAACCUGUUCUUGCAGAAAACUCUGAAAUGACUCGGUUGUAUCACUUGUAUGCAUGCU
This is a messenger RNA of Argentina anserina (silverweed cinquefoil), 3346 nucleotides long. RefSeq lists its product as uncharacterized. NCBI's taxonomy places the organism in Eukaryota, Viridiplantae, Streptophyta, Magnoliopsida, Rosales, Rosaceae. The transcript has 6 exons. The record is from RefSeq and is a predicted model, not a curated record. Bases 351 to 2972 code for a protein of 873 amino acids.